UUUUGACAUGCAAACUGCCGCUCGCUGCAGGCAACUUCCAAACCGAACAGAUUGCAGUACAGAUCGUGCAAGAAUAGCAAGCGCGCCAAAAUGGCACAUCUCGCGCCAUGGCCUUUCGCCUCAGAUCGAUUGAUUCGUGUUGAAGUUUGGAAUUGGAAUCAAACAAAAUUGGGUCAACAAUCUUCAAAAAAAAAUUUGUGAUGUUCUAUCGUGAAUCCUCUGGCCGCGCGUCCAAUUCAUGAUCAUGUCUUCCGAUCCCUCGCCGUCGUCGCCGAGGGGCACCGAUUCGCCGUCGACGUCGAUGGCGGAUUUCUACUCGCCGUCGCACGCCUCGAGACGGCUGUCGACGUCGAUCACAUUUGCCGGCGGGCUCGACGUGACGUCGGAGCUCGUCAUCGCCGCCGUCGCGGCGGCGCUGCUCCUCGUCCUCCUGUUCGCCGCCUGCGCCUGCUGCUCCUGGUGCUGCAGGAGGAGGUCGGCGACGCAGCGGUGGCAGAAUCACCACGCCGCCGCCUUCGGGUACCAAGGCAACACCACGGCGUACUACUACCACCACACCGGCGGCGCGAGGCCGCAGUGGGCGGCGACCAAGACCGGCGCCCCGUCGACGCCGCCGAACAUGAUGAUGCACCCGACGAACAUGACCGGCCCGCACGUCGUCGUGCGGCCGCCGCUCGUGCCGCCCCCGCCGCCGCCUGUUCCGGCGGGCCUGGACGAGAACGCGUUCGGGUACGACGAGCUGGCGGCGGCGACGGGCGGGUUCUCGGAGGGGAACAUGCUGGGGCAGGGCGGGUUCGGGUACGUGUACCGCGGCGUGCUCGGCGACGGGAAGGAGGUGGCGGUGAAGCAGCUCAGCGCCGGGGGCGGGCAGGGGGAGCGGGAGUUCCAGGCGGAGGUGGACAUGAUCAGCCGCGUGCACCACCGCCACCUCGUCCCCCUCGUCGGCUACUGCAUCGCUGGCGCGCAACGCCUCCUCGUCUACGACUUCGUCCCCAACCGCACUCUCGAACACCACCUCCAUGAAAAGGGGUUACCGGUGAUGAAGUGGACGACGAGGUUGCGCAUCGCGGUCGGAUCAGCAAAGGGGCUCGCCUACCUGCACGAGGAAUGUAAUCCUCGGAUCAUUCACCGUGACAUCAAGUCGGCAAACAUUCUCCUGGACAACAACUUCGAGCCACUGGUUGCGGAUUUUGGGAUGGCGAAGCUGACGAGCGAGAACGUGACGCACGUGUCGACGAGGGUGAUGGGGACGUUCGGGUACCUGGCGCCGGAGUACGCGUCGAGCGGGAAGCUGACGGACAAGUCCGACGUGUUCUCCUACGGCGUCAUGCUGCUGGAGCUUCUCACCGGCCGCCGCCCCGCCGACCGGAGCUCCUACGGCGCCGACUGCCUCGUCGACUGGGCGCGCCAGGCGCUGCCCCGCGCGAUGGCCGCCGGCGGCGGCGGCGGCUACGACGACAUCGUCGACCCGCGGCUGCGCGGCGAGUACGACCGGGCGGAGGCGGCGCGCGUCGCCGCCUGCGCCGUCGCCUGCGUCCGCCACGCCGGCAGGAGGCGCCCCAAGAUGAGCCAGGUGGUGAAGGUGCUCGAGGGGGACGUGUCGCCGGAGGAGCUCGGCGACGGCGCGCGGCCCGGGCAGAGCGCCAUGUCGUCCAGCAGCGGCGACUCCAGCUCGGGGUCGGGAUCGUACACGGCGCAGAUGGAGCGGGUCAGGCGGACGGCGGCGUCGCCGGCCAGCCCGGAGUACUACAGCAGCGAGUACCAGGGUUACGGAUGCCCGUCGCCGGCCAGCAGCGCCGGCGACAACGCGUCUUCCGGCGAGCAUGAUAACCAGUGGCGUAAAGCUCACCGGUAAUUAACUAGAGCGAUGCUCCGGUGUUCUUUACUGCUAGUAUAUAUACUAUAAUUCUUUAUUUGUGAUAAGUAUUUCAAUACUAUAGAAACAAAGGCAGCUAAAAUUCUGUAGUUGUCAUUAGUUACCUUGACAGUGUUAUCUGACAUUUCAAUUUUGAGCUAGAUAUAUAUUGCGUGACUUAGUAGUAGCCCAAACGAAAAUAUGCAAAAAAUGAUUCAGAUUUUCAGGCUCAUCUGUCUAAUGGGGAGACUACGAGAAGUAAAUAGAAGGUGUCAAUCAGAUAGCUUUUAUUGAAAAAA
Molecule: messenger RNA, 2154 nt
Organism: Oryza sativa Japonica Group (Japanese rice)
Lineage: Eukaryota; Viridiplantae; Streptophyta; Magnoliopsida; Poales; Poaceae
Source: RefSeq, a predicted model, not a curated record